CGCACGGAUGGUGUUGGAUGGGGUGGGGCAGAGGACCAUCAGGGUGGCAUUGUGGGUGAUGCAGGGUUCAGGUCAAAGAGGACAGAGACUUGGCCUUGUGUAUAUUGCACAGGAAGGUAUUUUCAAUUCAUUACUUCAUUUUCAAAAGUAAUGCAUUAAAAGCCAAACAGUGCACAGAACACACAGAAAGAGGCCCAGCCUGGCCCUUCAACCUCGUCUCCUUUCUGGAAGUGAUCACUUCAUGUCUCCUUCCACAGAGAUCCUACUCAUCUGCAAGCACAUAUAUACCUUUUUAAAUUUCUUUUUGUUGCAUAUAUAGUUUUUGCAUUUAAAUAUUUUUUCCCGUCUCAUUUUGAAAAAUACAGAGAGGUUGAAAUGUAAAAUAAUCACUGACACCAGAUUUAUAAGGGGAAUGAUCUGAUCCAAAUCAUCAAGAGGGAAUUGUCCACGUGUUCCCCUGUGUGAGCAUUAAAUGUCAGUAGCUGUUGCCAAAUUGAAUAGAAGUGAGGAAGGGAUGGGCUUGAAUGACAGGUAGGAGGCCCAAUAGACAUAUCCAAAGAGGGGCCUGAAAUUAGCUGGACUCCCCCCUUCCCCCGAUUCCUGUCUCCCUGGUGUCUCAGGAAGGGCUGGGUGCUGCAGCCUUCCAUCGCUGCUCUUCCUUGCAGAUGCCUUUGCCCACAGACUCUUCAGGGGCUGCAGAUCCCUGCGAGCCGCACAUUGUAGGCAUCCAGAGUCCCGACCAGCAGGCUGCCCUGGCCCACCACAACCCAGCCCGGCCUCUCUUUGUUGAGGGCCCCUUCUCCCUGUGGCUCCGUGACAAGUGUGUCUAUUACCACAUCCUCAGAGCUGACUUGCUGCCCCCGGAGGAGAGGGAAGUAGAGGAGAUUCCAGAGGAGUGGAGCCUCUACUACCCAAUGCAGCUGGACCUGGACUAUGAGAGGAGCGGCUGGGAUGACUAUGAGUUUGCCAUCGAUAAAGUGGAGGAAGGCCCCAUCUUCGCCAUAUGCAUGGCAGGUGCUCAUGACCAGGCCACACUGGCCAAGUGGAUCCGGGGCCUGCAGGAGACCAACCCAGCCCUGGCCCAGAUCCCCGUGGUCUUCCGCCUGGCAGGGUCCACCGGCGAGCUCUUGGCGCCCUCCUCAGGGCUGGAGGAGCCGCCUCCACCUCCACCCGAGGGCCAGGAAGAGGAAGACAAUCAGCAGCACGGCCAGAGCUGAGCCACAGCCUCCACAGGGCCACAAGCUGUGGACUGGUGUGAAAGUGUGAAAUGACCUUUCAGUGUAAAGAAAAUAAAAAUUUUCCGGCUUGG
Molecule: messenger RNA, 1309 nt
Organism: Manis javanica (Malayan pangolin)
Lineage: Eukaryota; Metazoa; Chordata; Mammalia; Pholidota; Manidae
Source: RefSeq, a predicted model, not a curated record